CAACAAUUGAACCAAACAAAACUAAUUUUUUAUCAUUAAAAAGAACAAAAAAUGUUUAUGAAAAUGUUAGUGGAUGAACAAAGUUGUGGAAAUUUCUGUGUCACAAAAACCAGAAAGUCUUCUCCUUUUCAUUCUUUAUUCUGACUCAUCACUAGUGGCAACACUACUUGUGUUUUCUCCACUCUCUCUCUCUCUCUCUACCAACUACUCUCUCUCUUUCAUCACACUUCUUUUAUGUCUUGCAAUGGGAACAAGUCUAAGCAUUCCCAAAACUGAAAAGUUUUCUGAAGAUGGUGAAAAUGACCAGCUUAGAUAUGGAUUAUCAUCUAUGCAAGGAUGGCGUGCAACAAUGGAAGAUGCACAUGCGGCACAUCUUGAUGUGGAUUCAUCCACUUCUUUUUUUGGCGUUUAUGACGGUCAUGGAGGUAAGGCGGUUGCAAAGUUUUGCGCCAAGUAUCUUCACCAACAGGUACUCAAGAGUGAAGAAUACAUAGCUGGAGAUGUUGGAACAUCUCUUCAGAAAGCAUUUUUCAGAAUGGACGAGAUGAUGCGUGGUCAAAGGGGAUGGAGGGAACUAGCAGUCUUGGGUGAUAAGGUAAAAGGGUUCAAUGGAAUGAUUGAAGGAUUGAUUCGGUCUCCAAGAUGCAGUGGCGAUAAUAAGGACCAAAGUGAUGAUGAUUGGACCUUUGAGAAGGGGCCUCAUUCUGAUUUUGAUGGACCGACUUCAGGAAGUACUGCCUGUGUCGCAAUCAUUCGAAACAACCUACUUUUUGUUGCAAAUGCUGGUGAUUCACGCUGCGUAAUAUCUAGGAACGGUCAGGCAUACAAUUUAUCUAGAGACCACAAACCUGAACUUGCGAUUGAGAAGGAAAGAAUAUAUAAAGCUGGUGGUUUUAUUCAUGCAGGACGAGUUAACGGGAGUUUAAAUCUUGCAAGAGCUAUAGGUGACAUGGAUUUUAAGAAUAAUAGAUUUCUUUCUGCUGAAAAACAAGCUGUGACCGCCAAUCCAGACAUAAACACUGUUGACCUUCAUGACGAAGAUGAAUUUAUGGUGAUAGCUUGUGAUGGCAUAUGGGAUUGUUUGUCAAGCCAACAAUUGGUAGAUUUUGUACGUCAAGAACUUCUCUUGAAAACCAAACUUUCUGAGGUUUGUGAAAGAGUGCUAGACCGGUGUUUGGCGCCAUCAUUAGCUGUUGGUGAUGGAUGCGAUAACAUGACAAUGAUCUUGGUGCAGUUCAAAAAACCGGUGCAGACUAGUGCACCAGCUCAAGAACAAUCACCUUCAAAUGAACAAGGUGCAUCUGAACCAAGAUUGGAGGACUGUUGAAGUUGUCAGUUUUGUGUAACAAUACUACAUGCAUACAUGUAUAUUGUAUAGUAUGGACCUAUGCUUAGAAAAUGUCUAGAUGGUCAUUUUCACUCUUAAUUAGCAUUUUAUAAAACAAUUAUCAACCCCUAGCUUACUUUUUCAAAACUAUAAUGUGUUUUGCUUGUUCAAUAAGCGUCUCCAAUUAACCAAGUGGUUGAGUUCAUGGUGCUUCAGGUAAGGGCGAAUUGUUCGAGAGAACAUUUAGUCGUACUUUAUUUAUCUCUUCACUUAAUUCCAGAUUACUAAGAUUCCUUUAUCUUGAAAACCGGAGGGUUAAAGUCCAAAAAAAGUGGCUCCUUAGUAUUUCUAGUUAUUAGUAUUAGCAACAACAAUCUGCAGGCAUUUUGAGGUGUUUGAGUUGUCUUUAUUAGUUAAUUGAGGGAUUUUGGUCACAGUUUAAGGUUUUGUCAAAAA
Trifolium pratense (red clover) is the source of this 1783-nucleotide messenger RNA. Its product is annotated as probable protein phosphatase 2C 60. The transcript is spliced from 11 exons. Gene Ontology annotation, biological process: protein dephosphorylation. Lineage: Eukaryota; Viridiplantae; Streptophyta; Magnoliopsida; Fabales; Fabaceae. Bases 74 to 1327 code for a protein of 417 amino acids. Gene Ontology annotation, molecular function: cation binding; protein serine/threonine phosphatase activity. The record is from RefSeq and is a predicted model, not a curated record.